CGCGAACGCCCCCAGCAGGCGCGUCACGUGACCGCGCCAGGAGCCAAUCACGAUCGCCCAGCGCGGCACGGAAUUCCUCGUCCACUCGACUGAGGCCUUCGCGAGGCGGCUUCCACGUCUCUGAACUGUGCUGACACCAUGAGAUCGGGAGCCUUGCUGGGUGCCGGCCUGGCGUGCAUCCUGCUCUGCCUCCUCCAGGGCAGCGCAUGGGCCACCGAGGGCAAAAAGAAGCUCCAGAUCGGAGUGAAGAAACGCGCAGACAGCUGUCCCAUCAAGUCACGCAAGGGCGACACCCUCCACAUGCAUUACACCGGUACGUUGGAGGAUGGGACGGAGUUUGAUAGCAGCAUCCCACGCAACCAGCCCUUCAUCUUCACUCUGGGCACCGGCCAGGUCAUCAAAGGCUGGGACCAGGGUCUGCUUGGAAUGUGUGAAGGCGAGAAGAGGAAGCUGGUCAUCCCGCCUGAACUUGGCUACGGGGAUCGAGGAGCACCGCCAAAAAUUCCUGGUGGAGCUACCUUGGUGUUUGAAGUGGAGCUUUUACAAGUGGAGCGUCGAGCGGAGCUGUAAUCCAGCGCGAACAAAACAGAAAUCAUUCCUACAAAUUGCAAAUGCAUUAAUAAAUUCUACUACAAAAAAAAUCGUUUCCGCUUCCUUGAUCAUUUUUCAUGGAAAAUUUUACGCAUUGCUGUUUUGUUUAGUACAGUAAUGUAUACUGAUUUAUUCCAAAACUUUAUAAGUCUACCCAUUCAGAUUUACUGUCGUGCUAUAUUUUCGUUUGUUGUCCGUGCACAUGUUCUAAUAUUAAACAAAUGUGGAGUAUUGAAUUUAAUCUCCAAUUUGGCCCGUGAAUGGUCUUUUGCCCCAGUGAACAUUGUAAAUUACCCUUUUUAUGGUUUCUUCAUGUCCCUGCCAGCACAACAUCAUCAUCUUAUUUACCUUGCCAACAUCCCCCCGCUUGUAUUUAAUCCAAAAAAAAUUAACGGCUAAAAGCUCCCAGUUCUGUGCGUUGCACGGAAAAUUGAACAAUUGAUGGGCAGUAGCGCCAGCGAGUUUACGGUUUCAUUUGCAUCGCUGGUUAAAAGGGCAACACAAAAAAAAGGAUUUACAGAAAACACCUUGUGGCUUGUCCGUCGUAUGCACCUCGUGCUUUCUUGCAGCGGAAGAUUACGCAACAUUAGCCCAUGGUUGAGUGUGCCGUGUCAACUCAACUCCCACGAGAUGCUCGAGUGAGCACAUCAUGCGCCUGAUGUGUAGUUUUUAAAAAGUGACCUUUACAAAAGCCUCGAGGUCAGCGGGUAUUGCGUUAUUACAUAUCCCAAAACUCCCUUCGAUAGUAUGUUUUACAGUGCAAAAAAAAGGCAUCGUUAAAUGAACGUAUGCUUCCGAUGAACGUGUGUCCCCCAUGCAUUACGCAUUGGAGGUGCAGCAGCAGUAUUUUACAUAGCCGGUUAUUGGCAAGCCUAUCACUUAAGCAUUUGACUCGACAUCCGGUGUAUGAUGGUACAGUAAAAGGAUAAAGGCUGUGGAUUUAGUUUUUUAAACCACGUGUGUAUCGCCAUGAUCAAUCUUUUGGAUGAAGGCCUCCCCAAAUCGCCAUAUAUCGCUGUCCUGCGAUGUAUAAUUCCCUCUCAUUGUCUCACCUUCCUCAAUUCAAGAAACGCGUUAACUAUUACCCAUGACAACGAUAGUAUUCCGGGCCCAGUAAACGUGAUUUUUUUACGAGAAUUUCAUAAUAAAUGUUUAUAAUUUCAA
Messenger RNA from Lethenteron reissneri (Far Eastern brook lamprey), 1755 nucleotides. It is a transcript of the gene FKBP2, whose product is annotated as FKBP prolyl isomerase 2. The record is from RefSeq and is a predicted model, not a curated record. Gene Ontology annotation, molecular function: peptidyl-prolyl cis-trans isomerase activity. Gene Ontology annotation, cellular component: endoplasmic reticulum. Gene Ontology annotation, biological process: protein peptidyl-prolyl isomerization. NCBI's taxonomy places the organism in Eukaryota, Metazoa, Chordata, Hyperoartia, Petromyzontiformes, Petromyzontidae.